AGUGUGACUUUUUGCCACUUCCACACUACAGAAACAACAAGAAGAAGAAUCCAUUCCAACACUAGCCGUAGCUAGCUACCAAAGCCUCCCUAUGUGUCUGAAAGUUAAUAUAUAACUCAGGAUUUUAUGCAUUUAGGUUCGGGUUUGUUUUGCCAAAAUGCAUAACGUCAGGAUUUCCAUUCCAUCGUUCCGCUCAGAGGACAAUCCGAUGGAGAAAGGGUACACGGUCUUUAAAAUUGAGGUGCUAAUGAAUGGUAGACAGCAUACAGUGGAGAAACGCUACAGUGAAUUCCAUAACCUGCAUAAAAUACUGAAGAAGAGCAUAAAGCUGCCUGAGAUCCCCUCUAAGCAUGUACGUAACUGGGUUCCCAAAGUUCUGGAGCAGAGAAGACAUGGUCUGGAACUCUACCUACAGACUAUAAUUAUGGAGAAUGAAGUUCUCCCAAAGAUAUUCCUGGAUUUCCUCAACAUCCGCCACUUUCCCUCGCUGCCAAAAACAGAAAGUUGUGGGUCAUUUGAAAUGGAAUCUGAAGAGUCAAGUAAACUGACCCAUCAGCCAACCAUGAUCUACCAGCGAGACCCCUACCUGCUCCCAUCCACCCACGAUACAUUUUCAAAUGUUGUCAUAGAAGGAGUGAUACAUGGAAUAUUUUACCCAGACCUUCAACCAAGGUAGAGUUACUGUAUGCCAGUUUGGAGGACUUACUAACUCUUGACGACAAAGGGAUGAUUCAGAAAUGUACAACUUGUAAGCGUCUCAAUUUUGUGAACAUUAUUCUAAUAGUUGUGUGUGUGUGGAUAUAUAUAUACCAUUUUUAUCUAUUCAUAGUCAUUUUGUAGUUUGUUUCCCAGCAUUAAUGGAUAUGUUUAUGAGAGAUGCCUUAUCUGAAGUAUUGUUACUCAAAGAUGAACACUACUGUAUCAUGAUCAUGGUUGCAAAGGGAGGGUAUAUUACUGAACAUUUUAAAAGUUACCAGUAAACUACCAGAAUUUGGUAAUUUUCAAGGAUUUUAUUUAAUCUACUACAAGACAUCUAGUGGCCCAUUUGAGUACAUCAGAUUAUCACAGGUGUCUAAUCUCUGGCCUUCUGUGUGGCCUUAUCACAUGUAAAAUAAAUAAUCAAAUAAGAUCACUUUAAAAUAAAUUAUGACAAUGCUGUCAAGGAUUAUCCUAAAUGUUAACCAUCAAUUUAGUGAACAACAUUGGUGUUUAAUAUUAAAUAUGCUUUUUUCCCCCCAUUAACUAGGCUAUUUUCUCUUGAACCAUUGGUCUAUCCACUAGAAACUCAUGGACACAGACACAUAAAAUGAAUACUAUACUGACACUCAAAGUUUAUUAGGUACACUACCCCGUUAAUGAAAAUGGAGCUAAGGCAUAUGCAUAUAGACUCAGCCUUAUGGACCGGCAGGCUGUAUGCAUAUAGACUCAGCCUUAUGGACCGACAGGCUGUAUGCAUAUAGACUCAGCCUUAUGGACCGGCAGGCUGUAUGCAUAUAGACUCAGCCUUAUGGACCGGCAGGCUGUAUGCAUAUAGACUCAGCCUUAUGGACCGGCAGGCUGUAUGCAUAUAGACUCAGCCUUAUGGACCGGCAGGCUGUAUGCAUAUAGACUCAGCCUUAUGGACCGGCAGGCUGUAUGCAUAUAGACUCAGCCUUAUGGACCGGCAGGCUGUAUGCAUAUAGACUCAGCCUUAUGGACCGGCAGGCUGUAUGCAUAUAGACUCAGCCUUAUGGACCGGCAGGCUGUAUGCAUCUACUAAUGGUAUUUCCCUAAAAUGAAGGUGAGACCUCACGGUUUUACACUGUGAUAUGUUGAUGAAAUAACCUAAAUAGGUCAAACGGUUAACUCUAUAUUAGCUAUGAAUUAAUGAAGGGCAACCGAUCAAGUGCGUCAAACGGGUGGUUAAAAAGCUGAAAUAUAAAAAGGGAAGCUGAACUUGUCUGUGUAAUAAGAUGUAUUUUGUUUGUCUGCCUUAUCUUAGAGUGUGUCUCUAUUGUAAAGAAGAACAAUGUGGUUCAUUGUUGCUCUUUUUGAACGUGGGACUGCUGCUGUAAACCUACAACAAAGGGCCAUUUUAAAAUGCCAGAGUUUUGAUCCAACUUAGCGACUGAAGCUCUCCAGAUCUAAACUCUUAGCGGUGCUGUAAUAAUACACAGUUGAUACUUUUUUGUAGAGUUUAGUUGGUCUAACAUUACUUUGCACUUGUCAUUCGUUAGACAAUUAUGGAUGGUUAAUACUAUAGAUACUCUAAAAUAUGAGGAUGGUCUGGGCAUUCUAUUGACUAGAAUUCUCUGCCAUCCUUUAUUUCUAUCCAAUGUGUUCUCUGAAUUGAGACCAGGUGGACACUAGCGCACUUAGUGAAAAAAUUGUUAAAUGAAAGGUAAACUUGGGUUAGUUUAAGUCAUGUAUAGAACUGUCCACUUCAACUGAGAGAAAAUCAUGCCCAGUGUUAACAAAUCCAAUGUUUUUUUAUGUAUCUUCCUUGUGUGUGUGUGUAUAAAGCAUAUGUAUGUCCUGUACAGUAUGUAUCUUGUGCCAUGACACCCUACCAUUAAUGACACUGUGGAGUUGUACUGUAGCACUUUAGGCAGAGCACAGUAAUCUGUAAAAUAUCAUGAUUAAGACAGACUGCAAUAAAGCAUGACAUUUCAAUAA
This is a messenger RNA of Salmo salar (Atlantic salmon), 2655 nucleotides long. RefSeq names its product sorting nexin-24. Lineage: Eukaryota; Metazoa; Chordata; Actinopteri; Salmoniformes; Salmonidae. Gene Ontology annotation, molecular function: phosphatidylinositol phosphate binding. The record is from RefSeq and is a predicted model, not a curated record.